This is a messenger RNA of Thecamonas trahens ATCC 50062, 1116 nucleotides long. RefSeq lists its product as uncharacterized. The transcript has 2 exons. The record is from RefSeq and is a predicted model, not a curated record. Lineage: Eukaryota; Apusomonadida; Apusomonadidae. The coding region runs from base 1 to 1116 and encodes 371 amino acids. Gene Ontology annotation, molecular function: polynucleotide 5'-phosphatase activity.
AUGCUGGACGGCGGGCGGGCUGGGGCUGGGGCUGGGACCGCGAGGACUGCAUCGUCGACAAUGACUACGUCGUCGAUUGCAUCGGCUAGCUCUUCGGCUGGCGCGCCGACGAGCUCGUCGUCUGCUGUUGCGAGACAUGGGGCCGGAUCAUCAUCACGGCGGCCGGCUACAGGGGGGACUCCUCGACCGGGAAAGGGGCUGGUGGUACCAGAGGCGGUGGCUGCGGUGGCAUCGCGCGUGGUAGCGGUCUCACAAAACUUGUCAUCGCAGCCAGAGCACUACAAUCCACUGCUGCUGGAAAGUCAUUUGCUGAAGAAGAUCAUGGAGGCACACGCCGAGAUGGCGGCUGCGGUUGCGUCGGCGGUGGCCGAGGGCGCGCCCAAGCCGGUGCUGGAGAUCGAGGCCAAGCUUGGCUUCCUUGCCCUCAAGACGCUGCCGGACUCGCGAAUCAACAUCGGUGUAGGUGUCAAGGGUGAGAUGAUGCUCGACGACUCGCGAGUCAUGUUCAACUCGACGGUCGCCUCGGUCUUUGACCGGUUCAAGAACCUGUUUAACCGGCUGGUCGGCUCGGGCAAGCUCACCCGGUAUCACAAAAAGAGCAUCGACCGCAAGUUUGAGCUGCGGCCGGGUGGGCCCAAAGCACGGGCGUCGUUUGACAUCGACCCCGUGCGCGGCCUGGCCUCGCGGCCGUCAUCCGUCAUCCGCAAGAAGCGGCUCGGCGACAUCGACGUGUGGUGCCCGUCAGCAGGCUUCGACCUCCGCAUCUCGACCUCAUCCGAGACCGCCCUCCCGCCCGAGACUGUCUCGGAGGCGACCCAGUUUGUGGCCCGCGACAGGCGCGAGAAAGAGCGUCGGACGUACACUUUUGGCGCGUGGCGCAUCGACCUGACUGAGGUCAAGUACGCAUCCGGAAACGUCUGCCGCGAGCUCGAGGUUGAGAUUGUCGACACCGACUUGCUCUCCGACGCCAUUGCCGCCUUUGCGCAGGGCUAUCCUUCGCCGCUCUUCUCGCUUGUCUCCAAGUUUAUGCAUGUUGUCCGUCAGCUCGCGUGCAUCAUGGACAUUCAGGUCGGCGACGCAGCGCCUCAGACCGCCGAUGGCUCUGGCCGCGGCUAG